Molecule: messenger RNA, 702 nt
Organism: Schistocerca cancellata (South American locust)
Lineage: Eukaryota; Metazoa; Arthropoda; Insecta; Orthoptera; Acrididae
Product: homeobox protein aristaless-like
Exons: 4
Coding region: 25-702 (225 amino acids)
Biological process (GO): regulation of transcription by RNA polymerase II
Molecular function (GO): RNA polymerase II transcription regulatory region sequence-specific DNA binding; DNA-binding transcription factor activity, RNA polymerase II-specific
Source: RefSeq, a predicted model, not a curated record
CGUCGCGACGCCGCUGCAGACAUCAUGGCGGGCCCGUUCCUGUCGCCGCUGCCGGGAGACCUGCUGUCCGAGUACAUGUUCGGCCGCCGCAGGCAGCAGCGCCGGAACCGCACCACCUUCACGCCGCAGCAGCUGCAGGAGCUGGAGUCGCUGUUCCAAAAGACGCACUACCCGGACGUCUUCCUGCGGGAGGAGGUGGCGCUGCGCAUCAGCCUGUCCGAGGCACGCGUACAGGUAUGGUUCCAGAACAGGCGCGCCAAAUGGCGGAAGCAGGCGCGACUGCAGCUGCUGCAGGACGCGUGGCGCAUGCGCUGUCUGGGGCUCGCUGCGCCACCGCUCCUACUCGGUGAGUACACUAUCUUACACUUCACAUUGCGCUACCCGCUAGCGGCAGCUCACUGUGCUCGCUUUGCUGCACGACUGCCUCUGUGCGAGAAGGCGGGUGGCGCCUGCUCCAAGCUGCUGUGCGCUUGCUCCGCGCGGCCGCCCUCGCCGCCCCCGCAGCGGCCCUCGCCCUGCGCCAGCCCCGCCGCCUCCGCAGCCGCCGCCGCCCCCACCGCCCACGACCUGUCUCUGAGCGCCGCCGACGCCGCCUCCCGCGCCGCCGCCGCCGCCGCCGCCGCCCACGACGCCACCGACCUGAGUCUCUCCGCCGGCGACGCCUCCGCCCCCGCCUCCUGUUCGCCGCCAGACGCCAGCUAA